AUGAAUACAAUGCAACGCGCCGCAUCACCAGAUCCAGAGGAGGAGGAACUAGACACGGAGAUAACCUCAAUCCGCGCAGAAAUCCGCAAUCUCCAAAAUCGCAAGCGCAUCCUCACGUCAAGCCUCCUAACAACAGACCCAAUCCAAAAGCUUCUCCGCAAACCAACACCACAGACCGUCACAGCACUAAACGACGACCUAGCAACACUUUCCCCACUAGUUCACGCAGCCGGCGCACACACCAAAUCUAACCACCACCGCAUCGCCUUCGGCGCAACCGCCUUCCCAUUCAAAGACCCCUCCCCAACAAGCAACACGCCCACCAACCUGCUAGGCGUCCGCAUCGACGUCUGCGCACGCAAUGGCCGUUUCACAAAACCAUACUAUGUCCUUCUCCGACAGGAUCGAGACCGCGGCCCCUCGGGGAAAAGACUAAGCGUCCACCGACACACCGUCCCGGCAUUUAUCUCCAUCGCCAAGCUGGAAGGCGCGUACCUGCCGCGAGCUAGUGGGCGCGGACGCGGACAAGAGGAUAGCGCGUCUGAUGGGGACGACGCGGUAGCGGUGUCGAAGCCUUGGAAGAGCGGAAAGGGCGUGCGGAAGCAGGAUCUGCAGGGCUUUGUGCGAGAGCUGCGGCGGGAGCUCGUGGCGUGGCAUAUGCGUGUUGACGCGGUUGAUUUCCUGCGCGAGAAGCUGGGGCUUGUUGAUGCUGAGGGUCGGGCGCAGCCGUUUGAUGUAUCGCCGGAUCGAGAGACAGGGAUUAUUUCCCUUGCGCCGGAUGCGCUGGAGGCGAGGUAUAUAAGGCUUGAGUGGGCUGAUGGGCGGGUUGGGCGGUUUAAGCUGUCUAAUGCUGGGAUUGUGGAGCGGGCUGUUGUUAUUGGUGAUCAGGGUCGUGAGAAGAAGACGGAGGAUGCUAUGACUGGUGGUGGGGGGAGGGUUGAGACUGUUUUGGAGAGGUUGAGGGUGGAUGGACUGUUUGCUUCACCUUCUGGACUAUGA
This is a messenger RNA of Penicillium soppii, 999 nucleotides long. RefSeq lists its product as uncharacterized. The record is from RefSeq and is a predicted model, not a curated record. Lineage: Eukaryota; Fungi; Ascomycota; Eurotiomycetes; Eurotiales; Aspergillaceae. The coding region runs from base 1 to 999 and encodes 332 amino acids. The transcript is spliced from 2 exons. Gene Ontology annotation, cellular component: Mis6-Sim4 complex; kinetochore.